CACACACACACACACACACUGUUCAGUGGUCCAAUCAGAGCUUUAUUAUAGGCGGUUUACGAUGAAAGCGUCAUCGUUUGUGGGCGGGGUUUCGGGACAACCUGCAAAACACAUAGGCAGGUUUGUACCGGUCAGUUCAGCUCGCGGAUGCAGGAGACACAGGAAACGCGCGCGCUGUCCACACCGGACCGAGAUUAAAGUAGAAGGUUGAUUUAUUUUCCUUCACGCGGACGCGGAGGUGUGACUGCGGGAUGUGCGCGCGAGUCUGUUGUGCGCGGGAUCACGUGUGCACGCGGGAGAAAAACACUGAUCCACCUCCAUGUCACCGCACCGGCUUUGGUGAGCUUUAAUGUGCGACACUUUUAUAUAAUGAUCCAGUUCAGUCUGAUGUAAACCGAGUAAGAGCUUUCUGAAAUGGUAAAAAAAUAAAUAAAUAAAUCUGCACGUGUAGGUAAAUAUGAGUGCUGGCAGUUUUGUAGCACGAGGAGCUUUAUAAGAAAAUAAAGCAACAAACCAUGAUGUAAGAAAACACGAGCAAUGAAGCAGAGAAGGAUCUCGCACCUUUGGCUUUGGUGUCCAUUACGACUUCCACUUUUCUCUCCUUCUGACCUUCUGACGAUCAAACCGCUGCGGACUCGUCUUCAUCUUCGACUCUGAGGCCUUUCGCUCGUUUCUCCACGUGCGCUCCGUAAACACGGCAUGGGGAACGGAUUGUCCACGGUGGGACCGUUCCAGUCGCUACACGUGGUGAUGCUCGGGCUGGACUCGGCAGGAAAGACCACGGUUCUGUACCGCCUCAAGUUCGACGAGUUCGUGAACACGGUUCCGACCAUCGGCUUUAACGCCGAGCGCGUACGUGUGAACAACGGCGCCGCGCGGGGGAUCAGCUGCCACGUGUGGGACGUGGGCGGCCAGGAGAAGCUGCGUCCGCUCUGGAAGUCGUACAGCCGCUGCACGGACGGCAUCGUGUACGUGGUGGACUCGGUGGACGCCGAGCGGCUGGACGAAGCCAAGGCUGAGCUUCACAAGGUGGCACGACUCACCGAGAACCAGGGAGCGCCUCUGCUCGUCAUCGCCAACAAGCAGGACCUGCCCGGCUCCCUGCCUGCCGCCGACAUCGAGAAGAGGCUGGGGCUGCGAGAGCUCGGACCCUCCACCGCGUACCACGUGCAGCCCGCCUGCGCCAUCAUCGGUGAGGGGCUGCACGAGGGCAUGGACAAGCUGUACGACAUGAUCGCCAAGCGCAGGAAGGCUCUGAAACAGAAGAAAAAACGAUAAACCCCUUUCACAUUUACUUUCAUAUCUGACUGCAGUUUUUUAAUAUAUACUUGCAUCUAUAAAUGUAAGCGUGUUUAUAUAUAACUAACCAAAUAAGAGCUUCACAUAGGAUUCAUUUCAGGUGCAAAAAAACAACAGCUGCUGCUGGAAUUCUGCUGUGUAAGAAAGAUAACGCAUGAUAACGUCUUAUUACGAUUCAUAAAUCACAUACUAACGUAAACAAACCAAACCGAAUUUGCACAUGCCAAAAAAAAUCACAGUGAAGAAGACGAAAAAAGCGAAGAUGAUAAUCCAGGGAAUUGAACGGAUUGUGAUGACAGGAUUCUGGAAAAGUACAGAAUAUAAAAGCACUCGGUUCCAGACCUGACCUUCAGAAUCGCUCGUCAAAGUCCCCAAGACGCUGAGAUUAUAAUUCUUCAACGUUAUAAUGAUAUUAAAGGGCGGGGCAAUAAGGGCGGGGCAGUACGACUAUAUAAUACCGCUAUUGUGAUAGCGAUGUCACGACACGCCUUUUUCCCAGAGAUGUCGCGUGUAACAGAUAGAAAUUUCGAGGAGGUGUUAAAUUUGUACUUUUUAAAUUUGUAUCUUUAAAACCCUGUAAACAUUUGAUAAGAGUUUUUAUAUCUUCCCCUUCAUUUUUAGGUGGUUUUUUUUUUUUCGUAUCGUUUUUGUAGGACAUCAAAUUAAAGGACUUCACGUGUGUUCUCUUCAUGAAAAGUUCAGGAAUUAAAAAAACAAACAAACAAACAAAAAAGACCUUCAAGAAGC
This is a messenger RNA of Ictalurus furcatus (blue catfish), 2046 nucleotides long. RefSeq names its product ADP-ribosylation factor-like protein 4C. The transcript has a single exon. Gene Ontology annotation, biological process: endocytic recycling; intracellular protein transport. Gene Ontology annotation, cellular component: cytoplasm. The record is from RefSeq and is a predicted model, not a curated record. Gene Ontology annotation, molecular function: GTP binding; GTPase activity. Bases 700 to 1278 code for a protein of 192 amino acids. NCBI's taxonomy places the organism in Eukaryota, Metazoa, Chordata, Actinopteri, Siluriformes, Ictaluridae.